Messenger RNA from Australozyma saopauloensis, 2247 nucleotides. RefSeq names its product flavin adenine dinucleotide transporter (gene FLC2). The transcript has a single exon. Lineage: Eukaryota; Fungi; Ascomycota; Pichiomycetes; Serinales; Metschnikowiaceae. Gene Ontology annotation, biological process: transmembrane transport; fungal-type cell wall biogenesis. The record is from RefSeq and is a predicted model, not a curated record. Gene Ontology annotation, cellular component: membrane. The coding region runs from base 1 to 2247 and encodes 748 amino acids.
AUGAAGAUCGCUGCGCUUCUCCCUCUAUGGGCGUUUUCCGCGUGCCUAGUUGGAGCACAAAACCUUCUCCAGUCCAACUCGCUUUUGACAUGUAUGGACAAUUCGCUCGCGUGGGCCACCAACUUCCAUGUCGUGUACUUUCCCGACAACAGAACCGUUGUUUUUGAUAUCAAGGCCAUGACCAACAUCAACCAGGUCAAGGUCGGUGUAGCUGUGGAGUUGAUUGCAUACGGUAUCAGUGCCGUGCAGCAGAACGUGUCCUUGUGUGACCUUUCUGACUAUAAACAGCUCUGUCCCUUGACCUCCGGUCACUUGGACAUCCAGUUCCAAUACGAGAUCUCGGAAUCCAUCAACAAGAGAAUCCCCAACAUCGCGUACACCAUCCCCGAUUUGGACGCCAGAGUGAAGAUGCUCAUGUUCAACUUGGACAACAAAGAGCCUUUGGCAUGUAUCGAGGCUAUUGUUUCCAAUGGUAAGACGGUGCAGACCAAGUACGCUGCAUGGCCUAUUGCCGCCGUGUCUGGAUUGGGUUUGAUCACCUCCGGUGUGGUUUCCAUCAUUGGUCACUCCAGUACCGCUGCUCAUAUUGCCGCCAACUCCAUGGCUUUGUUUAUUUACUUCCAGUCUUUGGCUAUUACCUCUAUGUUGGCUGUGGCCAGAGUUCCACCCAUCGCAGCCGCAUGGGCUCAGAACUUCAUGUGGUCUCUUGGUAUUAUCAAGGUCGGCUUCGUCCAAAGCAUUGCUAACUGGUACCUUCAGUCCACUGGUGGCUCUCCAACACAUGUCUUGUCGAACCCUUACAUGUCUGUCUCCGUGCAGAAGUUGAAGAGAGGUAUCCAAUUUGUGGCAGGUGCAGUGAAUUUGAAUAAGAGACUCUCAAUUGCUACUGAGAGUGACAGUUUCUUCAAGAGCGACAAAUUGAAUUCUACCUUGUACACCACCGAUGAAAAGGUCGCUGAGCAAGGUACCAAGGUCUUGAUUUUGCGUGGUAUCCAAAGAGUCGCUUACUUGGCUGGUAUCGAGAUUACCAGUUUGUUUAUGACUUCUAUUGCCUUCUUCGUCUUCAUCGCUUUCGUCCUUUUGGUCCUCUUGUCUUUCUUCAAGGCUAUUGUUGAAAUCUGUAUCCGUUCAAAGAUUAUGAACGAGGGUAAAUUCAAUGAGUUCAGACUGCACUGGGCAAGCAUUAUCAAGGGUUCCUUGUACAGAUUGAUGCUCGUUGCAUUCCCACAGCUUGUCGUUAUGUGCAUCUGGGAAUUCACCGCCCGUGAUUCAUCCGGUAUCGUGGUUGUCGCUGUAUUCUUCUUCCUUGUUGCUCUUGUACUUAUGGCUUUCUCGGCCAUUAAAGUCUUCUUGAAUGGUAGACGCUCGGUGCGCGACCACAAGAACCCAGCUUACCUUUUGUACGGAAAUGAGUCGUUCUUGAACAAAUUCGGAUUCAUCUAUGUCCAAUACCGUGCUGACUGCUACUGGUUUGUCCUCUUGUCUUUGUUCUAUAUUUUCUCUAAGUCCUUGUUUGUUGCCGCCAUGCAAGGCUAUGGUAAGGUUCAGUCCCUUAUUGUAUUGGGUAUUGAGUUGGUAUACUGUGUUAUUGUUUGCUGGAUUAGACCAUUUAUGGACAAGAGAACCAACGCUUUCAACAUCACCAUUUCCGUCAUCAACACUCUCAAUGCCAUCUUCUUUGCCUUCUUUUCUUUUGUUUUCAGAGAGCCCCCAGUGGUGGCCUCCGUUAUGGCUGUGGUUUACUUUGUUUUGAAUGCCGCAUUUGCUUUGUUCUUAUUGAUCUUCACCAUUGUCACCUGUGUAUUGGCAUUGAUCUACAAGAACCCAGACGCUCGUUACCAACCAAUGAAGGACGACAGAGUUUCGUUCUUGCCUCGUAUGGGUUACAAGAACCAAAAAGAGUCUCCUUCCGACGGUGAGAUUGAAUUGAUGGCUUUGGGCGCUAGUGCUAUGAAAGGACAUGAGCACGCAAAGGAAGUGUAUGAUGAGGACUCUUAUGACGAUGAUUCUGGAAACAGAGCCGCAUAUAGACCAGCUUAUGGCGACGCCGAGAGCCUUUCAAAGCAAUCUCUCGAAGAUCCUUCCUCCGCACAACAGCCUGCUCUGACUAUCGUUGGCAAUUCCACAAAUGCCUACAAGAACUUCCAAACUUCUUAUGGAAGAAACAAUGGCAAUCAAGCCUCAUACAAUGGUUACUACGACCGCAAUAAUGGCCAACGAAACAACGCUAGCCGUGAUUACUUAUAG